AUGGGGGUAGAACGGUUGGGCAACCAACCCAAGUUUAUGGGAGCAUCGUUACGGAGUAUUACUUUGGUCACUGUACGAGUCCUCGGCCUGGAAAAACCAAAAUCAACGGUACACAAGCAAGAGCUAAUGAGGAGGCAGUUGACGAUUCAAUUUUCCGCGUUCAUCUUGCUCCUACAUUAUUCCCGUGUUAUGCCACCGCCCGAUGGCCAUCGUUACCUCCCUUCGACCGCCGUCUUCUUAGUCGAAGCAUUGAAACUUGCAGUGUGCCUCACGAUAUCCCUUUACGAAAUUUCUCUCACUGUCCCGCGAUCCAUGCCGGCGACCUCUCUUCUUAGCGCGUUGGGAAACGCCAUAUUUUCUGGUGACAGUUGGAAAAUGGCCGUGCCAGCCAGUCUAUAUACAUUGGCGAAUAGUCUUCAAUACGUCGGUAUUUCCAACCUGGACGCGGCGACCUUUCACGUCACAUACCAGUUCAAGAUCUUCGUGACAGCCCUCUUCAGUGUCAUGCUCCUGCGAAGGCCGAUCUCGGGAAGACAAUGGAUUUCUCUUAUCCUGCUAAUGGUGGGGGUUGCAAUAGUUUCUCUGCCUCAGGACUCGUCCGCAACUCUGGCAUCGAGUCAUCAUGCUAGAGUCUACGUACCGAGAUCCUCCAACCCCUUGCGAGAACAUUUUCGAAUGGCAGAGCCUGGCUCUCAUCUCCGAAAGAGAUCGGCCACAUAUGAAGGUAUCGCUGAAGACGAGCUGGCCUUGGAUACACCGGGCAUGGAUGCUUCUGCCGGACUCCUCGCGGUGUUCGGAGUGUGUGUCUGCUCUGGGCUCGCUGGGGUCUAUUUCGAGAAAGUCAUUAAGGAAUCACCGAAGAGCACGUCUCUCUGGAUCCGAAACGUACAGCUAUCAGUCUAUUCUCUGUUUCCAGCAUUCUUCAUCGGCAUCAUCUUCCUUGACGGCGAGACGGUCGCCAAGUAUGGGUUUUUUGCUGGGUAUAAUUGGAUCGUCGUCUUGUCAAUCGUCAUCCAAACGUUCGGCGCCAUUGUGGCCGCAUUCUGCAUCUUCUAUGCAGAUAACAUCUCCAAAAAUUUUGCAGUCAGCAUCAGUAUGGUUCUCAGCAGCUUGGCGAGCUUCAUCUUCUUUGAUUUCACUGCAACAAGACAUUUCCUGCUCGGGGCGUCAGUAGUGCUUUUAGCCACGUGGCUAUACAACACUGAGGAGGCCCGGACUCAACGUCCUCCAUCAAUUAAAAUAUCCGGUGAUGAAAAACCACUGCCAUACACUACAGAUGUGAAUGAUAUGUCCAUUCAAAUACCAAAGACACCACUCAGCCAUGAGGAGACCGCGCUGGCCACAUCAAGGCCGGGAUCUCCGAGUCACAAGAAGCGGAAGAACGACUCCAUUGGCUAUUUCAUGGAGCAUCACGAUUGA
Molecule: messenger RNA, 1419 nt
Organism: Rhinocladiella mackenziei CBS 650.93
Lineage: Eukaryota; Fungi; Ascomycota; Eurotiomycetes; Chaetothyriales; Herpotrichiellaceae
Exons: 3
Coding region: 1-1419 (472 amino acids)
Biological process (GO): pyrimidine nucleotide-sugar transmembrane transport
Cellular component (GO): Golgi membrane
Molecular function (GO): UDP-galactose transmembrane transporter activity
Source: RefSeq, a predicted model, not a curated record